AUGAUUAUAAUAUUAUUUUUACUUACCUUGUUUCACAGUUCGUGGUCUCAAACGACGCAAAACAUCAACAUUUUACUAAUUAACGAAGAGAAUAAUGCACUCGCCGAGAAAGCAUUUGAAAUAGCAAAGGAGUAUGUAAGGAGAAAUCCAAGUUUGGGCUUGGCUGUCGACCCUAUUAUCGUUGUUGGUAACCGUACAGACGCUAAGGCAUUUUUAGAGAACGUUUGUAGAAAGUACAACGACAUGGUGACAGGUAAGAGACCUCCUCAUGUAGUUUUGGAUUUUACUAUUACCGGCGUCGGGUCAGAGACCAUAAAAUCGUUUACGGCAGCACUAGCUUUACCCACCGUUUCGGGGUCGUUUGGUCAAGAUGGUGAUCUGCGGCAAUGGCGGGGACUGGAUGCAAAUCAAACACAGUAUUUACUUCAAGUAAUGCCUCCAGCGGAUCUCCUUCCGGAGUCGAUACGCGCCAUUGUAACUAAGCAAGGCAUUACGAACGCCGCUAUUAUUUUCGACGAAUUUUUCGUGAUGGAUCACAAAUACAAGUCUCUUUUGCAAAAUAUUCCGACACGGCACGUGAUCACACCCGUAAAAAGUUUUAGCAAGGAUGAGAUUAAAACGCAACUUCGAAGUCUUCGGGAGCUAGACAUCGUUAAUUUCUUCGUUGUCGGUAGCCUGAGGACUAUAAAGAAUGUUCUGGACGCUGCUAAUGAGAAUCAGUAUUUUGGUAGAAAAACUGCAUGGUUCGCUCUGACGUUAGAUAAAGGAGACGUUAGUUGUGGAUGCAAGGAUGCUACAAUCGUGUAUAUGAAACCUACUCCGGACGCUAAAAGCAGGGAUCGACUUGGGAAAAUAAAAACGACUUAUAGUAUGAACGGAGAACCGGAGAUUUCUUCCGCUUUUUAUUUCGAUCUGUCUCUGAGAACAUUUUUAGCAAUCAAAUCACUUCUUGACUCUGGCAAGUGGCCAAACGACAUGAAAUACAUGAGCUGCGAUGACUAUGACGGAAAAAACACUCCGGCAAGGACCAUGGAUCUGAAGACUGCAUUUCAAGAUGUUAAAGAAACGCCAACAUAUGCGCCAUUUUUUAUUCCCGAUGAUGGUUCAAUGAACGGACGGAGUUACAUGGAGUUUACAACAGACUUAACAGCCGUGACCAUAAAAGAUGGCGCAUCUAUCGGAAGCAAGUCUUUAGGGUCGUGGAAAGCUGGGCUCUCGAAUCCGUUGACACUGACAGAUCCGGAUAAUAUGACAGAUUAUGCGGCUCAACUUGUGUAUAGAAUUGUCACUGUGGAACAACACCCAUUCAUAAUAAUAGACGAUCAAGCACCCAAAGGUUUUAAGGGGUACUGUAUAGAUUUGAUAGAAGAAAUCAGACAAAUAGUUAAAUUCGAUUAUGAAAUAAGCCUAGUCCCCGACGGCAGUUACGGCAAAAUGGACGAGAAUGGCAACUGGAACGGAAUAAUAAAGGAGCUGAUAGAAAAGAGAGCGGAUAUAGGUUUGUCUUCGCUGUCCGUGAUGGCAGAGAGAGAGAACGUAGUCGACUUCACAGUGCCAUAUUACGACCUCGUAGGAAUCACCAUUUUAAUGAAAUUACCACGGACGCCAACGUCGCUGUUCAAAUUCCUAACGGUUUUAGAAAAUGACGUUUGGUUUUCUAUUCUAGCCGCUUAUUUCUUUACAAGUUUCUUAAUGUGGGUGUUCGACAAAUGGAGUCCAUACAGCUACCAGAACAACCGUGAGAAGUACAAGGACGAUGAUGAGAAACGGGAAUUUACGUUAAAAGAAUGUCUUUGGUUCUGCAUGACAUCACUGACGCCGCAGGGAGGGGGGGAGGCGCCAAAGAACCUGUCUGGGCGACUUCUUGCAGCUACGUGGUGGCUUUUUGGCUUCAUAAUAAUAGCAUCGUAUACGGCAAACCUGGCUGCUUUUCUCACGGUGUCACGUCUCGACACCCCGAUAGAAUCUCUAGAUGACCUGUCCAAGCAGUACAAGAUUCAAUACGCGCCUCUCAAUGACUCCAGUUCCAUGACGUACUUCGAAAGAAUGGCCAACAUUGAAGUCAAGUUUUACGAAAUAUGGAAAGAAAUGAGUCUCAACGAUAGUUUAAGCGAUGUUGAACGAGCGAAACUGGCCGUAUGGGACUACCCAGUCAGUGAUAAGUACACAAAGAUGUGGCAGGCUAUGAAGGAGGCCGGGUUACCCAACACAGUCGAAGAAGCUGUUGCUAGAGUCAGAGCGUCUAAGAGUUCUAGUGAAGGCUUCGCUUGGCUUGGCGAUGCUACUGACGUAAGGUACCAAGUUCUGACCAGCUGUGACCUGCAAAUGGUUGGAGAUGAGUUCUCAAGGAAACCGUAUGCUAUUGCAGUACAGCAAGGAUCGCCCUUGAAGGACCAAUUUAAUAAUGCCAUCCUUCAAUUACUCAAUAAACGUAAAUUGGAAAAACUCAAAGAAACCUGGUGGAAUAACAACCCUAAUGCGGUGAAAUGUGAGAAACAAGAUGACCAAUCAGAUGGCAUAUCUAUUCAGAAUAUUGGGGGUGUCUUUAUAGUUAUUUUCAUGGGGAUAGGGUUAGCUUGCAUCACUUUAGGAGUCGAGUACUGGUGGUAUAAAUGGAGAAAGCGACCUGUUAUUGGUGACGUCACACAAGUGCAACCAGCCAAAAUACCAAAGAACGACUCGGAUACGGUAAACGAUGGAAAGCAUAACGAAUUAUUCUCGUUUAGAUCGAGAAACCUUCGGCUAUCGGAAUUUAAACGAAAGUUCUAA
Messenger RNA from Leptosia nina, 2769 nucleotides. NCBI's taxonomy places the organism in Eukaryota, Metazoa, Arthropoda, Insecta, Lepidoptera, Pieridae. The record is from the annotation of a GenBank genome assembly.